GGGGGACCUUGAUGGGUAAUUUUAUAUUAAAGAGCACUAUGAUGAGCACAUUUAAUGUUAAAGUGUAAUGCUGAUGGGCACAUUUAAUGUUAGGGGGCACUCUGAUGGCCACAACUGUAGAAAGGGGCACUCUGAUGGGCACAUGGGAUGGAAAGGGGCACUCUGAUGGGGAAUAUGAUGGGGUCACUUUGAGUGUAAGGGGGCACUUUGACGGCAAUACAUGAUGUAAGGUGGCAAUGUGAUGGGGAUACCUGAUGUAAAGGAGCACUCUGAUGGGGACAACUGAUGUAAAGGAGCACUCUGA
Molecule: messenger RNA, 304 nt
Organism: Staurois parvus
Lineage: Eukaryota; Metazoa; Chordata; Amphibia; Anura; Ranidae
Source: the annotation of a GenBank genome assembly